AUGAAAGAUUCAGAGAAAUUAAUUUGGGAUCAGACGAGAAGACCCUCACACUCGCCGAAGCUUAUCAUUAUGAUAUGGUUAAUGCUCUUCGUUUCCCUCACCUAUGUAGUUUACACUCUCAAGCUACUCUCCACAUCAAAAGCUUGCAACCAUGGCCCAUUCUCCAUCCACAUCAAUGCCAAUGCCACUGCUUCCCCAAACAGAACAGCGAUUGGAGAAACCCGACACCAACAAACGGAGCUCCGACACAUAGUGUUCGGAAUCGCGGCAUCCUCGAAGCUCUGGGAACAGAGGAAAAACUACAUCAAGCUGUGGUACAAGGCCAAGGAGAUGAGAGGGGUAGUGUGGCUUGAUGAUCGCGUGAAAACCAACGAAAGCGAAGGGCUUCCACCGGUUAAGAUUUCCACCGACACCUCCAAUUUCGCUUAUACCAACAAGCAAGGACACCGUUCCGCCAUUCGAAUCUCUCGCAUCGUGUCUGAAACGCUGCGUUUAGGGCUCGAGGACGUGCGGUGGUUCGUGAUGGGCGACGACGACACCGUUUUCAUCACCGACAACCUGCUGAGGAUUUUGAACAAGUAUGAUCACGACCAGUUCUAUUACAUUGGGAGCUUGUCGGAGAGUCACUUGCAGAACAUUCACUUCUCGUACGGAAUGGCCUACGGUGGAGGUGGCUUCGCCAUUAGCUACCCUUUGGCCAAGGCUCUGGAAAAAAUGCAGGACCGUUGUAUUCAGAGAUACCCGGGAUUGUACGGCUCCGAUGAUCGAAUGCAAGCUUGUAUGGCUGAACUUGGUGUUCCACUCACUAAGGAAAUUGGUUUUCACCAGUAUGAUGUGUAUGGGAACCUGUUUGGGCUUCUAGCAGCUCACCCUGUGACUCCAUUGGUGUCACUGCACCACCUUGAUGUGGUUGAGCCAAUCUUCCCCAAUGUCACAAGGGUAGAAGCCCUUCAACGACUUUCCAUGCCAAUGAAGCUUGACUCAGCUGCGCUCAUUCAGCAAUCCAUCUGCUACGACAAGAAAAGGAGCUGGACCAUUUCUGUUUCAUGGGGUUUUUCUGUUCAGAUAUUUCGUGGGAUAUUUUCACCCCGAGAGAUGGAAAUGCCUUCAAGAACAUUCUUGAAUUGGUACAGAAGAGCAGAUUACACUGCAUACGCAUUCAACACACGCCCAGUUACCCGAAACCCAUGUCAGAAGCCUUUUGUGUUUUACUUGUCUAAGGCAAAAUUCAAUUCUACAAUUCGACAGACAGUGAGUGAAUAUGAAAGGCAUCGUGUCCCUCAUCCAGAAUGCCGGUGGAAGAUGGCUGAUCCUUCUGCUCUUGACAAAGUUGAGGUAUAUAAGAAGCCAGACCCGCGUCUAUGGGAUAGAGCUCCAAGGAGAAACUGUUGCAGAGUGAUGAAGUCAAACAAUAAAGGAACCAUGGUGAUAGAUGUGGGUAUAUGUAGAGGUGGUGAGGUCACCGAACCUUAA
Messenger RNA from Gastrolobium bilobum, 1473 nucleotides. RefSeq lists its product as uncharacterized. Lineage: Eukaryota; Viridiplantae; Streptophyta; Magnoliopsida; Fabales; Fabaceae. The transcript has 3 exons. The record is from RefSeq and is a predicted model, not a curated record. The coding region runs from base 1 to 1473 and encodes 490 amino acids. Gene Ontology annotation, molecular function: acetylglucosaminyltransferase activity.